AUGGCACACCCGCCGCCCGCCGCGGACUGCCGUCCGAGCCCAUCCGCCACCACGCAACAACAAGCCCCGUCCGCCUCCCCAGCCUCGCGAGGCACCAAGCCGGACCUGGCCAGCAUCCUCUCCGUGCACGACUUUGAGUCCGUCGCCUCGCAAUCCUUCUCCCCGCAGACAUGGGCCUUUGUGUCCUCGGCCGCAACGGACCUGCACACCAAGGCUCGCAACGCGGCGACCUACGCCCGCAUCACCCUCCGACCGCGGAUCCUUCGUGACGUGUCCGUCGUCGACACCGCCACAUCCCUUUUAGGGUACAAGCUCCACGUGCCGCUCUUUGCGAGCCCCACGGCGCUUGCCGGCCUGGUUCACCCAGACGGCGAAAAGGCCAUUGGCUGCGCCGUCAAGGCCGCGGGCAUGGCGCAGUGCGUGUCCAUGAGCGCCUCGUAUCCUCUCCAGGACAUUAUCGAGGAGAUCCGGCGCCACCCUAUGGAAACAGGCCACGAAACGCCCGUCUUUGUCCAAUUCUUCGUCAACAAGGAUCGCGCCGUCACCAGGCGGCUGCUGCAAGAAGCAAAGCGCCUCGGCGUCUCCGCGCUGUUCCUCACCGUAGACGCCGCCCACGCCGGGAAGCGAGAAGCCGACGAGCGCAUCCGAAUCGUCGGAGACGGCUUCUCGUCGCCGUCCACCGGUGUCGCCGCCACCAGAGAUGCCGGGCUGGGCCGCGCGCUCGGCAGCGUCAUCGACAACUCCAUUACCUGGGACGACGUGCGGUGGAUCAGGGAGCACGCUUCGGGUAUGAAGCUCGUGCUCAAGGGCGUGCAGACACCCGAAGACGCCGUACUGGCUGUGGAGGCAGGGCUGGACGGCAUCGUCGUGUCCAACCACGGCGGGCGGACGCUCGACACCGCACCGGCCACCAUUCUCGUGCUGCUCGAGCUGCGCAAACGCUGUCCGCAGGUCUUUGCAGCGCUCGACGUCAUGGUGGACGGGGGCGUCACGAGGGGCACCGACGUCUUCAAGGCGCUGUGUCUCGGGGCCAAGGCCGUGGGACUCGGCCGCGCGACGCUGUACGGCCUCGGCUAUGGGUACGAGGGGGCGCUCAAGGUGUUUGAGAUUUUACAGGAUGAACUAGAGGCCACGAUGAAGCUGUGCGGCGUGACAAGGAUCAGCCAGCUACAUGCGGGAUACGUCAACACCCUAGACGUGGACCAUCUAAUUUGA
Messenger RNA from Cordyceps militaris CM01, 1215 nucleotides. RefSeq names its product L-lactate dehydrogenase, putative. Lineage: Eukaryota; Fungi; Ascomycota; Sordariomycetes; Hypocreales; Cordycipitaceae. Gene Ontology annotation, molecular function: FMN binding; oxidoreductase activity. The coding region runs from base 1 to 1215 and encodes 404 amino acids. The transcript is spliced from 2 exons. The record is from RefSeq and is a predicted model, not a curated record.